Messenger RNA from Strongylus vulgaris, 996 nucleotides. NCBI's taxonomy places the organism in Eukaryota, Metazoa, Nematoda, Chromadorea, Rhabditida, Strongylidae. The record is from the annotation of a GenBank genome assembly.
AUGGGAGCCAAAUACAAUCAUAAAGCAGCGUUUUUACGUGUAGUUGUUGUACAUAACAAUGAAACUCUCUUUAUGAGCGGCACGUCAUACACUGGCGUACCGACUAUUCCUCCCCCACAAUUUAGCACGUUCGCAACUGUGAUCGACCCUCCUCGACCCUUGCCGGAUUUCGUUUCAAAACCACUUGUUCAUGCACCUGCUCCUCCUGCUGUGCAGGAACAUACGGUUGCUGUUCCAUAUCCAACUGUAGAUGCUCGAGCCGAACUUCCUAAGGUAGAAAAUUCCGGUGAAGCUAGACCAAGCACUGUUCAAGAGUCAUUCGCAAUAACGCCUGCUGAGAAGUCGCCACCCUCCGAUCAAAUUGCAACUGGAACGUCCACUCAUCACAAGAAAACUCACAAAUUACCUUUAGCGCCAACAUCAUCGAAGAGCUACACUGCUAAACGAACGUUUAAGGUCAUUAUUGUUGGGGAUGCGGGAGUAGGUAAAACGUGUCUUUCCUUCCGAUUCUGCUGUGGUAGGUUUCCGGAACAUACUGAAGCGACAAUAGGAGUAGAUUUUCGAGAACGAAGUUGCGUUAUAGAGAGGGAAUUGUUGAAGUACGGUCUUGUUCAGGUACAAUUAUGGGAUACCGCUGGACAAGAGAGGUAUAGACAUUCCAUUGUGGCGCAUUAUUAUCGAAAUGUUAAUGCAGUCGUGUUCGUUUACGAUGUAACGAGUCCAUCUUCUUUUGCUUCUUUGCGCUCCUGGAUCAAUGAAUGCGAGAAAAAUGGUUUAACCGCCGAAUCUGAUGUUCCUCGAAUUUUGAUAGGCAACAAAUGCGACUUAAAGUCGACGAAGCCUCAACGAGUAGACACUGACGCUGCUCAAAUUUUUGCUGACCACAAUAACAUGGCGUUGUUCGAGACGUCCGCUAAAGCUGAUUCCGAGGCAGAUCAUGUGGAAUCUAUAUUUCUCACACUAUUGCACAAACUACAGCAAAGCAAGCCUAUGCAU